AUGGCAUCCAAAGAAAAAACAACAUCUGUUGAAGUGACCAAAGGAGCUGAGAAAUUUAUUACGAAUUUCCACAAGAGCCUAGCCGGAAAGGAAUCAGGAAACUUUGUGAGCUCGGGCUUAAGCGCCCAUAUGGUUAUGGCAAUGGCUGCAUACGGCGCCGAUGGAUCCUCCGCUCAGCAAAUGCGCAAAAACCUCCACUUGCCUGAGGAUGACGCCGAUGCCCAUCUGGGAUUUCAAAGCCUAGUUGAUAUGAUGAAUGAGACGCAACAAGUUGACCUGAAAGUUGCUAACAAAAUUUAUGUUGCUGAUGAUCUUGGUAUCAAAGAUGAUUUUAGAAAUAUUACUGACACGUAUUUUCGAUCGAAAAGUGAGACGAUCGAUUUUAAAAUGGGAGUAGAGUCUGCCAAAGCAAUUAACGGUUGGUGCGUUGAAAAAACAAAUGGAAAAAUUAAGAAAAUCGUGAACUCAGAUGAUCUUGACAACACCGUGGAAAUGAUACUUUUGAAUGCCGUGUAUUUCAAAGGAGACUGGUUACAUAAAUUUGAUCCACAAUGGAAAGAAAAUAAAUCUUUUCAUAUUGACAAGGACACUAUCAUCAAUCUUCCUAUGAUGUAUGUGUGCAAACAAUUUUUCUACAAAGAAUUAGACGGAGUUGAUGCUAAAGUGAUUGCUCUUCCUUAUAUGAAUAAAGAUUUUCACAUGGUAAUCAUAGUACCCAACAAAAUUGAUGGUUUGGAAAAGCUUGAGAAAAAUCUCGAGAAAGUAAAUUUUGACUCAUGGUGUUCCACUGAUGUUACAAGAGUAAGGGUAUCGUUGCCAAAAUUUAAAAUUGAAUCAACGCUAGACCUGAAAGACCACUUAAUUGAGUUAGGAAUAAGCAAUGUAUUUACGAAUCAAGCAAAUUUUAAAGGUAUUUGUGAUAAAAAAGUUCGUAUUGACAAAGUAAUACAAAAAGCUUUUAUCGAAAUUAACGAAGAAGGCAGCGAAGCUGCUGCAGUCACUGUAAUGACGUUGUCUGCACGCAGUAUAUCUUUUUCACCACCGCCCGUUGAACUUCCUGUCGACAGACCUUUUCUAUUCAAGAUUAUGUACAACAACAUGACACUUUUUUCUGGUCACAUCAUGAAUCUUUUAAACUAA
Molecule: messenger RNA, 1140 nt
Organism: Copidosoma floridanum
Lineage: Eukaryota; Metazoa; Arthropoda; Insecta; Hymenoptera; Encyrtidae
Product: alaserpin-like
Molecular function (GO): serine-type endopeptidase inhibitor activity
Source: RefSeq, a predicted model, not a curated record